Zootoca vivipara (common lizard) is the source of this 2973-nucleotide messenger RNA. It is a transcript of the gene SYT5, whose product is annotated as synaptotagmin 5. Gene Ontology annotation, cellular component: plasma membrane; dense core granule; synaptic vesicle membrane. The record is from RefSeq and is a predicted model, not a curated record. Gene Ontology annotation, molecular function: SNARE binding; calcium-dependent phospholipid binding; calcium ion binding. NCBI's taxonomy places the organism in Eukaryota, Metazoa, Chordata, Lepidosauria, Squamata, Lacertidae. Gene Ontology annotation, biological process: calcium ion-regulated exocytosis of neurotransmitter; synaptic vesicle endocytosis.
AUGGCUGCACUCAGGACGCCUGGGUUCUCUAGAUGGAGAGUCUUAAAAGGGAAGGAGGAGGGGCAGCUCUCUGCUAAGGCGAUCAAUAGCGCACUCGUCCAUACCCGCCGGGCACUGCUGCUGCUUUUGCUGUCCAAGGUCCUGAAAUCCAGCGCUGCGUCCCUGCGUUACGUGCCUGCUUGCCUGCCUGAUUACGAGGAAAGUCCCCGAGGGGCUGCCGCCCCCUCCCUCCCGCCUCGCCAAGCUGUUGCUUUUCUGUCCAUCAAGCGUUCCACAAUGAAUGCAGCCCGGAGGUCAGCCAAGGUGGACUCGGAGGUGACAGAGUCCCAGAUGGAACCGUCCCUCAAUGCCACCGAAAUGCCCACCAAAGAGAACGUUUUUUCUGACUUGAAAGACAAGUUCAUGAACAAGCUGGGCGCCCUGCCAAUCCCGCCCUGGGCUUUGGCCACCAUCCUCAUAGUGGCCGGCCUCCUCCUUCUCUGCUGCUGCUUCUGCACCUGUAAGAAAUGCUGUGGCAAGAAGAAGAAAGGGAAGAAAGGCAAAGACAAAGUGAAGGCCCAGAUCAACAUGAAGGAGGUGAAGGAACUGGGCAUGAGCUACAUCGACAAGGUCCAGCCUGAGAUAGAAGAUUUGGAUCCAUCUCUGCUGCAGGAGCCCAAGGAAGAAAAGCCCCAGGAGAAGCUGGGGAAACUCCAGUACUCACUUGAUUAUGACUUCCAAAGCACCCAGCUGGUGGUAGGCAUUCUGCAAGCUGCUGACCUGCCAGCCUUGGACAUUGGGGGCACCUCGGACCCUUACGUCAAAGUCUUCCUGCUCCCAGAGAAGAAGAAGAAAUAUGAGACCAAAGUGCACCGCAAAACCCUCAACCCCACCUUCAACGAGUCCUUCACUUUUAAGGUCCCCUACUCGGAACUGGGCGGCAAGACCCUCGUCAUGGCCGUCUAUGACUUUGACCGCUUCUCCAAGCACGAUGCCAUUGGUGAGAUACGCAUCCCCAUGAACACGGUGGACCUGGCCCACGUCAUUGAAGAGUGGCGGGACCUGCAGUCGGCAGAGAAAGAAGAGCAUGAGAAGCUGGGAGACGUCUGCUUUUCUCUCCGGUAUGUCCCUACGGCUGGGAAGCUGACAGUGAUUGUGCUAGAAGCGAAAAACCUGAAAAAAAUGGAUGUGGGGGGCCUUUCAGACCCCUAUGUUAAAAUCCAUCUCAUGCAAGGAGGGAAACGUAUCAAGAAGAAGAAAACAACCAUUAAGAAAAACACACUGAAUCCCUAUUACAACGAGUCGUUCAGUUUUGAGGUGCCAUUUGAACAAAUCCAGAAAGUCCAGGUUGUUCUGACGGUCCUGGAUUAUGACAAACUGGGCAAAAACGAAGCCAUCGGGAAGAUCUUUGUGGGCUGCAACGCCACGGGGGCCGAGCUGCGCCAUUGGUCUGACAUGCUGGCCAAUCCUCGGAGACCCAUUGCGCAGUGGCACACCCUGCAGCCUGAAGAAGAGGUGGAUGCGGUUGUUGGCAUAAAGACCUCUUGAUGCCCCUUCCUUGUUGGCCGAAGGAUCUGGCAGCAGUUGCUUCUCCCGUCCAGAGCGAAUGGGAGUGUGUGGUUGAGGCAGCCCUGAAAAUGUGCACGUGUGUGGGGAGGGGGAGAGCCUGUGAGCCUGUCUCUUCUCUCAGAGCCAUUUCCUGUUGAAAAAAAAAGAAACAUCUCCAAGAGAGUGAAAAAAACACCCCUCUGUUUUUUAUCCACUGUGUGAAAAAAGAAGGAAGCUAGCUUACAUAGCAGCUUAAGACAGGUUAGAGAUUUACUAUAGGUUUACUAUGAGGCUUACAACACAACUUGCACAGGUGUAUAUUUUUGGGUUGGUUUCUCCCUUGAAAGCUGAACCUUAUGUGCCAGGCAGGCUUACGUUUUGACAAAGCGAUCUUUACAUUAACCAUGCCAUCUUUGGGAAAACCAGCCUCAAAUAAACCUACUGUUUAUCUUUUUUUACCUUUGAGUAUACUAUAGGUCCAUUGCAGCUUUCUUUAAAGGACACCAUUUCAUAUACAUUUUGGGUAUUGUACUCUGGUGCCAUGUUUAAAAUCAUAUGUAAAUCUAUUGCAAACAAUGCCUACAAAUGUGUUUAUAAUAGAUUUACAAAAGAGCUGUGGCAAACCCGGUUCUCUGAUAAUAUUAACUUUUGGACACUGCAUUAUAAUACUGAUUUAGGAAGCUAGAUCUUAGGUGGAAACAUACCGGAAAUCGUUUAAAACCUAGUUUGAUGCAUGGUUUGAAAAUGCAACUUGACCGUGGCUCUGCACAUGAUGAUUAAAAUAGCUUUACAUUUCUGGCCACUGUGUUAUGAAAUAUUUAAAAUUUGGUCCUCCUUUGCAGUUGAAACUGCCUAAAACAGCUUAAUCGGGAUAAGGUUGCAAAUAUGCUGUGUGUGGACUUCAUGUAUAAAACGUAUUGUAGUAUAUCCUAAUUAUUUUAUUACAAAAUGUUCACAUACUUAUCUGACAUAUAAAAAUUAGCCGUCAUUGGAGAACUACUGUGGAUAUGUUUACUAGCAUAUAUUUACUAUAGGGUGCCCCCUUCCCAAAUUACAACAGUUUUAUGGAUGUUGAUGUUAACAGAGAUUUAAGCAUCAGCCAACGUAUUAAUGAAGCUGUUCGUAUAUAGCUUAUUCUACUUCAUAUUGACUUAAUUUGGAGUUUUCUAACAGUUUUGACAGAACCAUGUAUCCGUUUUACAGCACAUGCUUUACAACUUAUUUAUGAAAUGUUUGAUAUGAGUGUUAGAGAAAAUUUGCUAUAGGCUUUAUGUAGACUUACAGCAGGUUAACUACAGAUUUACUAGUGAUUUACUAACCAACUUAAAAUAAUUUUGCUAUGUUACAACAUGUUUACAUUUUUGCUACAAGCUUACGACUGGUUUAUUAUAAAACUGCAACGGGUUUACUGUUUGUUAGCAACCAGUUUGAUGCAUUUUAUAAAUG